Messenger RNA from Protopolystoma xenopodis, 456 nucleotides. Lineage: Eukaryota; Metazoa; Platyhelminthes; Monogenea; Polystomatidea; Polystomatidae. The record is from the annotation of a GenBank genome assembly.
UCUUUGUAUGUUUCAGUUUCUCUUUUUGUUUCUGUUUCUGUUACUGAUUCUGAUUUUGUUUGUGUUUUUGUUUCCGUUUCUGUUUCAGUUUUUGUUUUUAGUUCUGCUUCUGGUUCUGUUUCUGUUUCUGGUUUUGUUUCUGUUUCCGUUUCUGUUUCUGGUUCUGUUUCUGUUUCUUUUGCUGUUUCUGUUUCUGGUUCCGUUUCUGUUUCUGGUUCUGUUUCUGUUUCUUUUGCUGUUUCUGUUCCUGUUUUUAUUUCUGUUUCUGUUUCUGAUUCUGUGUCUGGCUUGAUUUUAUUUCUGUUUCUGUUUCUGUUUUUCUUUAUGUUUCUUUUUCUGUUUCUGGUUCUGUUUCUGUUUCUGGUUUCUCGUUCUGUUUCUGGUUGUGUUUCUGUGUCUAUUUCCCUUUUUUCUGUUUUUGUUUCUGUUUCUGUUUCUCCUUCUGUUUCUUGUUAG